AUGCCCUUCAUCACUCUCCUCUCCACCCUCCUCCUCCUCCUCCUAACCGCCGUCCACUCCCAACCCUCCUCUGAUGCCGUCGCCCUCCUCUCCUUCAAAACCCACUCCGACCUCGACAACCGCCUCCUCUACACCCUGAACGAGCCCUUCGACUACUGCCAAUGGCAAGGCGUCAAAUGCGCCCAAGGCCGCGUCGUCCGCUUCGUCCUCCACUCCUUCCGCCUCCGCGGCACCCUCGCCGCCGACACCCUCACUCGUCUCGACCAGCUCCGCGUCCUCAGCCUCCACAACAACUCCCUCUCCGGCCCCGUCCCCGACCUCUCCCCUCUCUUCAACCUCAAGUCCCUCUUCUUAACCCGCAACUCCUUCUCCGGUUCUUUCCCUCCUUCUAUUCUCACCCUCCACCGUCUCCGAGCUCUCGACCUUUCUUACAACAACUUUACCGGUUCGAUCCCGGUUCUUUUGAACCGUCUCGACCGGCUCAACUCCCUCCACCUUGAGUUCAACUUCUUCAACGGCUCCUUCCCGGCUUUGAACCACUCCUUCCUCACCGACCUCAAUGUCUCCUCCAACAACCUCACCGGCCCGGUCCCGGGGACUCCCACUCUCUCCCGGUUCGACACUUCUUCCUUCCAGCUCAACCCCGGCCUCUGCGGCGAGAUUAUCAACAAGGCCUGCAGCUCACACUCGCCGUUCUUUGAAUCCCACAAUGCCACCUCAGCUGGCUCACCGGAACCCUUAAACGCAAGCGCACAGUCGCAAGGAGUGGUGCUGUCUCCGCCGUCUCCGACAAGGCACAAGAAAACCGGUUUGGUUCUCGGAAUCUCAAUUGGAGUAGCUUUCAUCUUUGCCGGGCUGUUAUUCGUUUUCGCAGUAAUCAGAAACCGGAAAUCCGGAACUGAAGCCGAAAUCACACCAACGAAACCGUCUCCAAGUAAUAAUGUUGAUCCAUUUGACGCAGCCGCCUCAGUUCAAAAAGUUGAGGAUAGGCCAAAAGAGGUAGUCCCCAAAGUACCGAAAGUAGUUGAUCAUUUCGGAGAAGCUCAGACUAGAGUGAUACCCAAGAGUGGGAACUUGGUGUUUUGCUAUGGGGAGACUCAGUUGUACAGCUUGGAGCAGCUGAUGACGGCCUCGGCGGAGUUACUUGGGAGAGGAACCAUCGGAACGACUUACAAGGCGGUGCUGGAUAACCAGCUGAUAGUGACGGUGAAGAGAUUGGACGCGAGUAAGACUGCCAUUACAAGCAGGGAGGCUUUCGAUCAGCAUAUGGACGCCCUGGGUGGGUUGCGCCACCCUAAUUUGGUUCCGGUCAGGGCGUAUUUUCAGGCCAAGGGAGAGAGGCUGGUGUUGUAUGAUUACCAACCUAAUGGAAGUCUCUUCAAUCUCAUCCACGGUUCAAGGUCGAAUAGAGCAAAGCCUCUUCACUGGACAUCAUGCUUGAAGAUAGCUGAAGAUUUGGCGCAAGGCCUUGCUUACAUUCACCAAGCGUCAAGGUUGAUCCAUGGCAAUCUGAAAUCAGCCAAUGUGCUUUUAGGAGCUGACUUUGAGGCCUGUCUCACGGACUAUGGGCUGGCACUGUUUGCAGACUCUUCUGCUAGUGAAGAUCCUGAGUCUGCAGGGUAUAAAGCUCCUGAGACCAGGAAGUCCAGCCGCCGAGCAACGUCCAAAUCAGAUGUCUAUGCGUUUGGCAUCCUCUUGCUUGAGCUUUUGACGGGUAAACAUCCGUCCCAGCAUCCGUCGCUUGCUCCCAUGGAUGUGGGAGAUUGGGUGAGGGCAAUGAGGGACGAUGAUGUUGGGGAUGAUAAUCAACUUGGGAUGCUCACCGAGGUUGCUUGUAUAUGUAGUUUGACAUCUCCGGAACAGAGACCGGCAAUGUGGCAAGUGUUGAAGAUGAUACAGGAGAUUAAAGAGAGUGUGAUGACAGAUGACAAUGCAGGUGUUGGAUUUUCAUAGUAGGAAGUCCGAAGUUUUGCGAAAUUGCAUUCAAAGAAGGAAAGCAAAGGCAGGAGGCAGUGUCGAUGCACUUAUCACUUGGAGGGUUUCCUGAGAAAAGGUUUCUAAUGGCGACUUGAGGGCCAAGAGAACAACUCAUUUAUAGGCCAAACUUAAGGAAUUCAUGUAAUGGCAUUCCUACCAUCUCUAAAUGGCAGAUGUAUAAUGAAAUU
Fragaria vesca subsp. vesca is the source of this 2165-nucleotide messenger RNA. RefSeq names its product probable inactive receptor kinase At5g67200-like. The record is from RefSeq and is a predicted model, not a curated record. Lineage: Eukaryota; Viridiplantae; Streptophyta; Magnoliopsida; Rosales; Rosaceae. Bases 1 to 1953 code for a protein of 650 amino acids. Gene Ontology annotation, molecular function: ATP binding; protein binding; protein kinase activity. The transcript has 2 exons. Gene Ontology annotation, biological process: protein phosphorylation.